GUACUAUAAAUGGUAUGGACAUGUGGCCUGAACCUGAAAAUGCUGAAGAGCGACCAGAAAUUUUGCCACCUAUUUACAAAACUGGUCCAGGUAGGCCAAAGAAGGUGAGAAUUAGAGAAUUUGAUGAGGAUGGUGUUAGGAAGAGGAAAAGAGGUGUAAAAUAUAGAUGUACCACAUGUAAUAGUUUUAAGCACAAUGCAGCAACAUGUAAAAGCAAGACUCAAGACCCAGAAGCAAUGAACAGAAAGAGAAAACAACCAAGAGGCAAAGAUAAUACAAACAGUGAAUCCAAGCAAGACAAUGCAAACACUGAAAUUGCUGAACCAAUUGCAACCACUGAAGUUGUGAUUGAUGCUAGUCAGAGUCAAGUUGAAGCUGUCAUUGAUGCUAGUCAGAGUUUUUUUGAUGAAAUACCUGAUGAAGUUAUGGCAACAGUUCCUGAAAUCAAUCAUGAUGAUAUUCCAAAGAAGGCCAAAGCUGUGAAGGACAAUGCAGUAAAGGAUAAGCCAAUCAAGGACAAGGCCAAAACUGUCAAGAAAAAAACUACAAUGGUUGAACCUGAGAAAAGAAGACAAAGUGAAAGGCAGAAGGCUAAUUGGGUUAAAAAACCAACUAUAGGUCCUGGGAAAUGAAUCAAAGCUUGAA
Molecule: messenger RNA, 645 nt
Organism: Trifolium pratense (red clover)
Lineage: Eukaryota; Viridiplantae; Streptophyta; Magnoliopsida; Fabales; Fabaceae
Exons: 2
Coding region: 15-632 (205 amino acids)
Source: RefSeq, a predicted model, not a curated record